GAAAUAUAAAUUAAAAAAAGAGAAAAAAAAUUCAACACAAAAUGAAACAAAAUAUUAAAUUGUCAACACAAGGUUUAAGUCAUCAUCAUCAUCAACAACAACAACGUUGUAAUGAUGAUGAAGAUGAUGUUGCACUACAAGUGCAACCCUCACAUUAUAAACAGCGACAGCAGCAACUCUUGCAAUCCUAUAAACACUGCAAACGGCGGCGAAAAUCUUCAACAACACUGCAGCAGCAAGAUCACAUUGUAUUACCAGCGACAACAACAACCUGCGAUUUAAAUAUGUUUACUAACACAGCCACACAAAUAAAACCCUUACAAACUAAAUGCUGGAGUAUAUUAAAAACCAAAAGUCUGGAUUCUCUUAAAGAUUUAAGACAAAUCAGAAAAUUAUUAAAGAAAAUUAUAUUAUUGGUCACAAUACUCUUGAUAACAACAACAUGUAUAAGAGCAACAAAAAUCUGUCAACCCAUAGAGGCGGCAACAAUAGCUUCAGCAGCCUUUCCAGCAACAUCAGCCACUUCUAUACAAGGCUUUCAAAUACCACCCUUAAAUGCUUUAUUAAAAGCUGCAGCAGCACAAGAUUCACAAAUAUCCUCAAACAAUAGUCCGUCCUCUACGUUACUGCCAGCAUCGUCGUCGUCAUCAUCAGGAUCAUCUAUUUCCACCUCUUCAUCGCCUUUAGCUUCAGCCAGCUCUACACAGCAACAGCAACAACAAAGACAAUUACAGCAACAACAAUUGUUUGCUCUACUUAAGCUAAAUAGUAUGCCACAAGCUGCCACACAGGAAACAAAAAAAUCCUCCUCUUCCUCUUUAGCUUUGCGUACGAAAAAUCUUAAGGAUAAACAACGUUAUAAUCAUCGACGACGACGACCGCCUCAUCGUCAUCUUAAAGAAGAUAAUACUGAUUAUAAUGAUGAUGAUGACGACGAUGAUGAUAAUGGUGAAGAUGAGAUUAAUUUUCUCAUACCACGCAAUACUUUAUUAGAAACAACUGGCUUCGUGGCCGAUGAUGGUCAACAGUAUGAAAAAGCUGAAAAAGCUUUAGCUGCUGCAGGUAUUAUACCAGCUACAGGAUCUAAUGCACAACAACAGCAGUCAUCUUCUUCAGCGUCUUUGGCAAAUAACAACUUAAAUUGUCCCAAAGAGUGUAAAUGUUUGAAUGAUUAUUUCGAUUGUGGUAAAAAACAUUUAGAUCGUGUUCCCCCAUUGCCCGGUUAUGUACAAAUAAUAGAUUUCAUUGGCAAUAAACUAAAUGAUACAACGGUUUUGCAAAUAAAAAAUUUACCGGAACUAAAUAAGUUGGUUUUAAAACGCAACCAAUUGGAAACGGUACCAAAAUUUGUGGGUCUCAGUUCGUUGAAACAGCUUAGCUUGGCUCACAAUCGUAUACAGAAAAUAUCUGCUGAAGCUUUGGCGGCCUUGCCAAAACUUAAGGCUUUAGAUUUAUCCAAAAACUAUUUGCAUACAGUUGAAGCAAGUUAUUUUCCCACAGCAAAUCGUUUGGCACAUUUAAUUUUGAAUGGUAAUGAAAUAGCUAGUAUAAGUGAAACUGCCUUUGCUAACCUGGCCGAUUUAUUGGAUUUGGAAUUAAAUAACAAUCGUUUGACUCUAUUGCCAGCCGGUGUUUUUGAAAAUCUAAGCAAGCUGAGGAAAUUAUCAUUAAACUAUAAUCAUUUGGAGAUUAACUGGUCCACCUUUCGUGGUUUGGUGUCUUUGCAAAAGUUAUUUUUAAAAUCCAAUAAUAUAAGAGCUUUACAAGAUGGUGUUUUCCAUGUUAUGACUGCCAUAGAAACCAUAGAAUUGGAUCAUAACUAUAUUAGCUCUCUCAGUCGCCAGGGUUUAUUUAACUUGACAAAAUUACAUCAUUUAUCUUUAUCGAAUAAUUCGAUAUCACGCAUAGAAUUGGACACUUGGGAAUUUACACAAUCUUUGAUAACCUUAGAUCUUUCCCAUAAUAAUAUAACGGAAUUUAAGCCACAACAUUUGGAUUGUUUACAACGUUUGAAACACUUGAAUUUAGGUCACAAUAAGAUACAAUAUUUAAUGGAAAAUACUUUUGAUUGUGUUAAGAAUCUAGAGGAUUUAAAUCUAAGACGCAAUAAACUCUCCUGGAUUAUAGAGGAUCCGGGGGCGGCUCCACCCUUUAAGGCUUUAAGAAAACUGAAAAAAUUAGAUUUAUAUGGCAAUAAUUUGAAACAGAUUAAUACCAAAUCCCUCAGUGGUUUGUCCAAUUUGGAAUCUUUAAAUUUGGGUGGCAAUGCUUUGGCUUCCAUACAGUCGGGCGCCUUUGAUCAUAUGACCAAUUUGCAAAAGUUAAUGUUUAAAUCGUUAAAUUUCAUAUGUGAUUGUGAUAUUUUAUGGUUUAGACGUUGGCUGAACAGACAUCUACAAACCACCAGCAAUCAAAAGCAAUUACAAACGCCUCAACAGCAACAGAAUUCAGCGCAAGCGGUUUGUGGUUAUCCGGAACAUUUGCUAGAUCGAGAACUAUUGUCAUUGCAACAAAAUGAAUUGACUUGUGCUGAAACCCCUAAACCGGUACUAAUACAAGAACCUUCCAAUCAAUUGGCUGUUAAAGGCGCCAACAUAACCAUGGAAUGUAGAGCUACUUCACCUACCGCUGCUUCUUUAGCUGCCACCGAUGAAUUGAAAAUCAAAUGGCGCCAUGAUAAUCAUAAUAUCAAAGAAAGAGAUCGUAAUACACCUCCUGCUAAUUCCCUUUUAACACCCUACACCACCACCGAAACUCAAAUACAUCAUGAUUCCUCUAAUAAUCAGACCACCAUUAUUGGUUAUCUAAGACUCUACAAUAUGAGCUAUGAAUCGGCGGGCAAAUAUCAAUGUGUGGUAUCGAAUGCUUUUGGCACCACCUAUUCACAGAAAUUUAAAAUGUCCAUAGGCAUUCAUCCCUCAUUUUUGCAAAUACCUUCCAACUUGACUAUAGAUUCUGGCGAUACGGCACGUUUGGUGUGCUCAGCAACUGGAGAUCCUAUGCCUGAAAUAGCUUUACAGAAAUUUGGUGCCAGUGAUUUUCCCGCCGCCACCGAACGUCGUCUACAGGUGUUGAGAGAGGAAAAUGCUUUUGUUAUAAUAAAUGCAAAACCCAUCGAUAGUGGCAUUUAUACGUGUACGGCUGAGAGUCCAGCAGGGGAAAUUAAAGUGAAUGCUUCUCUUAUAGUGAAUGAUAAACCUCAGCCCACCAUACCCGUGGUUCACAAAGAGAUUGUGGUUGGCAAGUCAAGUGUUUUGGAAUGUCUGAGCGAUAUAGCAGCCGAACUAAAUCAGCCCCACCGUGAGUGGUAUAAAGACAAUAAACCCUUUCACAUUACACCCACUCUUGAUACGGAUCGUUAUUAUUUUACCUCCGAAAAAGAACUACUCAUUAUAGUCAAUAGUCAGUCUGUAGAUUCGGGACACUAUCGUUGUGAAAUUACCGAUAAUUCCAAGACCUAUACCAUGCAAAUGGAAUUGCUAGUGGUUAAAGAGGAUUUCAGUCAAAAUGUCAUUAUAAUCGGUGUGAUAGUGGUGACUGUGGCUUGUAUUAUAAUUGGCUCCCUGAUAGUAUGGAUUAUAUUGUUUUAUCAAAAGAAAAAACUUUAUAUGAAUGCAGGCAAUGGCACCGCAUUAGGUGGUUCUAGAGUAGCGGCAGCAAAUAGUCACAAUAUAUUGACGUCGAGCAGGGGAAGUACUUUAGAUCAAACACAAAUGACCACAUUAAGUAGAACGUAUCUAAGAUCCCCUAGAGAUAAUUACAAUCAUGCAGCUAACCAGAGACCAAGAAGUUUAGCAGCUUUAGAAAUGAAUGGUGGCCGUUAUCAGGGUGUAGAAGAUGAAAAUCAACCUUUAACCGAACAAAGAAAUUUUCUUAUUGUCACCACUACACCCAACUAUCAGCAAUUGCUAAUGCAACGUCAAGCUCACGAAGAGGAUAGAACCGAUGAUGAACAUUUAACUUUGGAAUAUUUAAGAUUGAAUCGAUCUCACGAUGGUGAACAUCAUCAAGAUCAUUUAUCUAGCAAAGAUUCGGGUACUGGAUCAGAUGCAGCAGUCAAACGUAGUUUAGAAGAUUUCUCUAUAAGUCUAAUGCCGAAUGCUUCCACACCCACCUCUAAUGCCGGAGUAUUAGGAAGCUUAUUAAAACCAGGAGCUAGAGCUUCCUUAGCAAAACAAGACACUGAUGAAGAUGAAGAAUACAACAUUGGACCAGUGAAUAUAACAACAGUCCAACAGAAUGGUAGUGGUGGCAGUACAGAAGAUACGGAGGACUUUACCACUUCUCCUACCUUGGGUGUAUCUGUAUAUCAAAUUGAUGAAGAGAUACACAAUUUAUCACGAAAUAAUAAUCACUCUCCUGCGCUAAGAAAUUACAAAACAUCACCAACUAGUGGUGAUGGCGGUGGUGGUUGUGGUAAUGAUGAUGAUGCUGAUGGUGGUGGAGCAGUAAGUUUAGCUGAUUCUAAUCUAAGUAAAUCUGCCUAUAAUGCUAAGCCAGCAAGUAUUGUGUCAUCGCCUACACAUCAACAACCACAAAAUUGUAAAGCAAGUACAAAUUUUUCUACAACUCCCACAUCUUCUUCCCUGUCACCUCCUCCAAUUCCUCUUCGUACACAAACGGUUGAUAUUUAGUUUUUUCUUUAUUAUUAAUUGAAAAAUAUAAAAACAUAUUAACAAAGAAGUUAGAAAACUAAAAACCAAAUCGACAGUUUGUUGUCUUCAAACCAAAUAUAAAGACUGUUUCAUAAGGAUGUCAAAACAAAUAACAAAAAAACAAACAAAAAACAUAAAAAAUUACUAAAUUAUUUUUUUUUUAGAUUUAAGUUAUAAAAAGUUUGUUUUAAAACC
Lucilia cuprina (Australian sheep blowfly) is the source of this 4850-nucleotide messenger RNA. RefSeq names its product leucine-rich repeats and immunoglobulin-like domains protein 3 (gene lbk). The transcript has 8 exons. Gene Ontology annotation, molecular function: protein binding. The coding region runs from base 42 to 4634 and encodes 1530 amino acids. The record is from RefSeq and is a predicted model, not a curated record. NCBI's taxonomy places the organism in Eukaryota, Metazoa, Arthropoda, Insecta, Diptera, Calliphoridae.